CUGCGAAUUGCUUCACAUCUCCACUCCUUACCUUUUUCCUCAACACAUCACCAAAAUGGCCGCACGAAGCGCAGCCCUCAAGCUCGACUGGACCAAGGUCACCUCCUCGCUAGGUCUGCGCGGUCAGACCGUCGCAGGCCUGCAGGCCUUCAAGCAGCGCAACGAGAACGCCCGCCGCAAACUGCAGGCUCUGUCGGAACUGCCGACGACAGUCAACUUCGCACAUUACCGAUCCGUGCUUAAGAACCAAGCCGUCGUCGACGAGAUCGAGAAGCGUUUCGCCGCCUUCAAGCCCGCCCAGUACGACGUCUCUCGCCAGCUCAAAGCCAUCGAGGCUUUCGAGAUCGAGGCUAUCAAGAACGCCCAGAGUACCAAGGAGAAGGUCGAUUUGGAACUCAAGGACCUCGAGGCUACCCUGAAGAACAUCGAGACCGCUCGCCCCUUCGAGGAACUUACUGUCGAUGAGGUUGCUGCUGCUGAGCCAUCGAUCGAUGAGAAGACGGCUAAGUUGGUGUCCAAGGGCCGCUGGUCCGUUCCGGGAUACAAGGAGAAAUUCGGCGAUCUUUCCGUACUAUAGACAGCUUGCGCAGCGUAGCAACCAGAAUUGCAUUACCGCUCUCUUUCCCUUGUGUACUCUAGCAUUGUAGAUAGGAAGACCGGGAAGAGGCUGAGAAAGUGGAAUUACAUACAUUGUUAAUCAAGUCCUACGUGUGUAGUUUAUAAUUGUCCCCAGGCAGGUGACAUACUCUCCGUCUCGAAGUACCUAUCUGAUUUCGAAAACUACUUACCUAAGAGAUGGUAUGUAGUCUUGGUUACUUAGUACCAAAGUCCAGUGUCUAGACUUGAGUCGAGGAUGGCGAAUAGUAUGGCUUAGUCAAGUCUAUCAGCCUAUUGUCAUGUCAUCUUUGGACUAUGCUAUGGAAAGCCCCCGUGGUAGUGAGGAACGGUUAUACCAGAAAUCUAAGAGGAUAAUCUAUUUCGUAUGCCUUUACAGGACCUUUAGAGACAUUCCAAUUUCGAGAAAGGGG
Molecule: messenger RNA, 1028 nt
Organism: Daldinia decipiens
Lineage: Eukaryota; Fungi; Ascomycota; Sordariomycetes; Xylariales; Hypoxylaceae
Exons: 3
Coding region: 56-577 (173 amino acids)
Biological process (GO): proton motive force-driven ATP synthesis
Molecular function (GO): proton transmembrane transporter activity
Source: RefSeq, a predicted model, not a curated record